This is a messenger RNA of Achroia grisella, 1181 nucleotides long. RefSeq names its product protein HGH1 homolog. Bases 90 to 1175 code for a protein of 361 amino acids. The transcript has a single exon. The record is from RefSeq and is a predicted model, not a curated record. NCBI's taxonomy places the organism in Eukaryota, Metazoa, Arthropoda, Insecta, Lepidoptera, Pyralidae.
AUGGACGUCACAACAUUAAAAAUCUCAUGUUUUCCAUCCCAUUAAUAGAAGUUUUGCCCGUGUACUGUUUAUAUUGAUAAAUUUACAAAAUGUCCAAUGACCCCCUCAACGAAAUAUUACAAUUCUUAAAGCCAGAAUCUAGGAUAGACUUAAAACAUAUAUCUCUCGACCAUUUGGUAGGAUUAUCUGGCAGUGAAGAUGGUAUAAAUACAUUAUUACAGAAUGAACAAAUUAUUCAAAACGUAAUUGAACUGUGCGACGAUAGAAUCGAAGAAAUCGCUAAGAAUGCUCUACUACUUCUCGUUAACGUCACGGCAAACGCUAAGGGGGCUACAGAACUGUUAAAAUACAAGCCUAGCACUCAUAGAAACAUACUAAACUUGCUUAUAGGUUAUGUUCUGAAUCCUCAGAAAAGAUAUGCAGACGCCGCAUGUAUGAUCCUUUCCAACGUCACCAGACUCGAGGAUCAACUGGAAAUAUGCAUAGACACAUUCCUACCUCAACUAAAUGAUAUAUUAAAUGCAUUUGUGAACAUAGAUUUUAAUAAAACCGGAUCUAAUCUGAAUUAUUUAGCGCCAAUGUUUAGUAACCUAAGUUGCAGUAAUAGAAUAAGGAAGUGGCUGACAGAGGAACAUCCACAUGUGCCGUUAAUUAAACUAUUACCGUUUUGUAACUUUGAGAAGUCCGUAAUAAGGAGAGGAGGUGCUUUGGGUACCGUACGGAAUCUAUCGUUUGAUACCGAGUAUCACACAUUCUUAUUAAGCAACGAACUGGAUUUAUUGACAUACUUAUUAAGCCCUUUAAUGGGUAAUGAAGACUAUCCUGAUGAGGAAAUGGAUAAAUUACCAAUAGCGUUGCAAUACCUACCGAAAGAGAAGACUCGGGAUCCAGAUGUGGAUAUACGCAAAAUAGUUUUGGAGACAUUAAACAAAUUAUGCACUAAACAGAACGGUAGGGAGGUGUUACGGGAGAAUGGAGUUUAUUACGUCUUAAGAGAGUACCAUAAGUGGGAGAAAGACCCUAAAGCUCUAUUAACGUGUGAAAAUGUAGUAGAUAUAUUGAUACAGAAGGAGGAAGAAGUAGGCGCAGAAGAUUUGUCUACAGUGGACGUACCUGAUGAUAUGAUAGACAAAUUCCAAAAGAUGGAUGAAGAUUAUUUGAAAAAUGUUGAAUAAAUCUUG